AUGGCGAAGUGGGAUGAAGAUAGUAACGAUGCUGAUGAUGUUCAAGCAACUGCUGAUGAUGUUCAAGCAACUGCUGAUGAUGUUCAAGCAACUGUUGCUGUUGAUGUUGACGAUGGUGUAAACUAUAGUGAUUACGGGAAAGUGAAAGAUGAGGAUUCUGACGAGGAUGCAAAUGAAACGCUUUAUGAUGGCUAUAAAGCACAGUUCUCUGGUGGUGAAGGAAGAUCGUUGUCCUUAAAGGACAAUAUAUAUGUCGGUCAGAGUUUUGCUAGUAGGGCUGAAUUUGUUUCAAAGCUGAAGUCGGUGGCUGUGGAAUAUAAAUUUACAUUCUCAGCAUAUAAGACAACGAAAACUCUGUAUGUGGCUAAGUGUCGUGUUCAAGGAUGUGGUUGGAAGCUUAGAGCGAGUGUGAAGCAUGGGCCAAAGACAUUUUGGAGCUUUGUUAUCUACGCAAGAGUUGGUGAGAGGACAGCAGAAGAUGGAUAUGAGAAUCUGCCUUCUUAUUUGCGUCAGAUCGAGAUAUCGAAUCCGGGAACUGUCACAUGUCUUGUGAAAGAUGGUGAAAACAGAUUUAAGUAUCUAUUCCUAUCUUUUGCAGCUUCGAUAGCUGGUUUUAACUAUCUUAGGAGGGUUAUUGUGGUGGAUGGGACUCAUCUAUGUGGAAAGUAUGAAGGAUUUAUGCUAGUUGCUGCUGCCCAAGAUGGUAAUUUUCAGAUUUUUCCAUUAGCUUUUGCGAUUGUGGAUGUGGAGAAUGAUGAGUCGUGGGAAUGGUUUUUUACCCAAUUGCGGAGAUGUGUUUCAGAUCAGUAUGCUUUGGUGAUAGUGUCUGACAGGCACGGUUCCAUUAAGAAGGCGUGUGAGAAGGUUUUCCCUUGGGCAAGGCGAGGAAUAUGCUAUUAUCAUCUACAACAGAACAUAGUCCAAAAGUUCAAGGGAAAGCACAUGUUGUACUUGGUCAAAGGCGCUGCUUAUGCACAUACGCUUUUCGAUUUUAACCACUACAUGGAUGAGAUACGGAUUAUAAACCCAAACCUUGCAACAUAUUUGGAGAAUGCUGACGUCUCUUUAUGGUCACGAGUUCACUUUCAAGGUGACAGAUACAACAUAAAGACUAGCAACAUCGCAGAAUCCAUCAACUCCGCACUUAAGCCAGCCAAAGGAUUCCCAAUCUCAUUCCUUCUUGAAUUUAUACGCGAGAAGCUAGGAAGGUGGUUCUUUAUAAGGAGAGAAGAUGCUUUGAGUCUUACUUCACAUCAUAGUCGGGGAAUCGAAAACUUGUUGGCUAUUCGUGAAGAGUAUGCAGAUAUGAUGAAUGUGGAGCGUAUUGAUGGUUGGCGAUUUGUUGUGAGAGGAGGGCAUCGAGAUUGUGUUGUUGACUUGGAACUUCGGAGGUGUCAAUGUGGUGUGUUUGAUAUUGAGAAGAUACCUUCAUGUUACAGCACAAUACAAUAG
Molecule: messenger RNA, 1452 nt
Organism: Brassica oleracea var. oleracea
Lineage: Eukaryota; Viridiplantae; Streptophyta; Magnoliopsida; Brassicales; Brassicaceae
Exons: 4
Coding region: 1-1452 (483 amino acids)
Source: RefSeq, a predicted model, not a curated record